ACAUGCAUCAAGGCUGAUACCUCGAAAAGUAUCAAAAUGUUCAUUCAUGUAUGAGGUCUCUGCAUAUGCUCUAAUGGCUCGCAUGAUAGUGAUUAUAUCGCUAUUCACUGUUAAUUUCUUUCAAAGGUAAUAUUCACUAACGCUUUGACCUUUAACAUCCCAGAUAGUGAUCUAUCUUGGCCAUUAGUUAUGAUUUUGGCACAACUCAUUUUAAUGAAAUGGGACCCGGAACAAUGGGUUGACGCGAAUGAAAAUGAUCUUGAAUUAACAAUUAAGCACAAAUGGCUUCUUAUUUACCCCCACCAGCAUACAGUGAGAUCUACGAGCCACCACGGCUUCGCGAUGGCGCGCAGCCCUCUCAAAUUAGGCGCAAGCCUUUGACACCUAGGUUGACGACGGCAACGUCUUCGGAAAGCGAUAUCAAUACUCCCACAAAGCAUGGUCAAGAUAUACAGGGAAAUGGAAAAACGGAGAGACAUGAUCAUAUCAAUCACACUCCAGCUUCAGUAUCAAAAUCGCAAGCAGAUUCUCUCAAAAUUGCGAACUUCAAAACCCUCCAAAUUACCCAAACGAGCACGAACAUCCAAAGAACAAUUUCCACCCCAGCAACACCCCUAAAUUUUUCAUCCUCCGAAAAUCUCUCCAAAAUUACACUCAAAACCUCCCCAGAACCAUCAUCCACUGCAAUCGCCUCAUCCUACAUCACCAGCGCAUAUCGAGAAGCACGACAUUUCGCCGGGGGCCUCAUAGCGCAUCCAUCAGAAAGCACAAAACACUAUUCUAUUCUGCGGCAUUCACACGGCUUAGUAUUUUAUCAAGGGUCUUCUACCACUCUUGCCAUCUCAAUCUUUUCCGAUGCACCUUUACCGACAGGUCGACAGAUAUGGUUACAAAACAAGGGAUGGACUGGAAAUACCGGGAUGCGAUUAAAAGCUUUCGUCGGGAGUAAUAGCAAUUGGGUGAACGUCACACCGGGGCUGUCUAUCUCAGCAGCGCAAUUAAAAGAAAGUGAUGAACGAGCCUGGCAACGGGAUAUCAAAAAAUUCCUAAGGAAGACUAAAUAUCCAAACCAUCUAUUGCGGGAAACUCUUAUCAUUCGCAUCCCAGUCGAAGCAAGCGAUGGGUAUUUCCACCUGGUACUGUGUUCUGACGAAAAGAAAAGGGUUAUAUGUCCCAGUCCCGUAUUUCGUAUCCUUUCUGCGUCGACAAGUCCUGCUUCGGUGAGAGGUGCGAGUUUAAGUACUUUACCCUUGGAACUUGGUGCGAUGGCUAUGACUGCUUAUGCGAAUAAAACAAUUGGAAGAUUGAUAACUCCAGCUACAAGUGCUGCUGAAAAAAUCGUUCAUCCUUUUAUGCCAUCUCCAGCGAGGAAGGAAGCAGCUAGGACAUUUUAUGGAAAAAGUGGAACGGGGGAUAUGAUUAAAUCAACCGUGUUGGAUGGAAAUAUCCGAUAUGAAGGAAUGAAAAGUUUUUCGUACAAUCAAGCUGGAAGUGGAGAUAAUGAGUUUGGUCCUAAACCUCCUUAUCCUAUUUCUUUCGCCGCACGAUCGGAGAUUCAAAUUAGAGAAGAUGAAGAAGAAGAAGAUUAUUUCAGUAUGCCCUCUAUGAAAUUAUCAGGUAUUGCAGAUCAUAUAUCUCAUCAACUCCGCGGUCAUUAUUUCGCAUGGGCACGACAACAUCCUAUUAAAGGACAAGCAAAUACCGAUGCGAAUCAAUGGUCUCAGAGUGUAAUCUCAUCAUUACCACCGCAAGCUUCGGAUUUGCAUAAAGCUACAAUCAAGCAAGUCAACAAACGAAUCUUAAAAAUACACUUUAUAUCCGAAUUCUUCGAAGCCCGCAACUACGAUGCUAAAAAUCUCGAUAUUAAAAUUAUGGGGUUUAUACGUUCGGAUUCUAAUACAUCCCAUCUUUAUAAUCAUUCUCAAUAUCAUUCAGAUAAUAAUGAUACAGUAAGAGUAGAAGAAGAAGAAGAAUUGAUAGCUUCAAUGAACGAUAUUCUAUUCACGCGACAGAUUCUUAAGGAUCCGAUUUUUGCACCCGAGAUGCAUGUUAAUAUAGAUGUGGAUGUGAAAGAGAGGGUAGUGGAGGGAUAUGCAGAGUUAAGGGUUAGGACGCAGAGAGGGGUAGAUGGUGUAUUGGGGGAGAGGAUGGGUAUGAGGGGUGAGGGGGAUAGAUUGAGGGAUAUGGGGGUGGGGGUUGGUGGGUUUUUUGUUGUGAGGUGAGUGUGAGGAGGUUUGGGUGUAGAUGGGUUGUAGGAGCGGUGGUUGAUGGGAUGGUUUAAUAUCU
Messenger RNA from Sclerotinia trifoliorum, 2286 nucleotides. The record is from the annotation of a GenBank genome assembly. NCBI's taxonomy places the organism in Eukaryota, Fungi, Ascomycota, Leotiomycetes, Helotiales, Sclerotiniaceae.